CACUGUAUCUCUCUCUCUUCUCUCAAAGUACCGGCGGCGGCGGAAGGCACCAGUUGGAGUGCACGAGCGAAGCCAGUAUUCGCCGCGGGAAACGCAAAACUAAAGAGUUCUACCAACCUGUAGCCCACGGACUGAAGCUGGCACAUAGGCACCCUGUUGACACUAUCGGUACAACAAGUGCUGUCACUUUUAAGAGAAGCGCUCUCUUCCGCGUUGAAAAAUGGCAGACUCUGCAACGAACAGCGAUGGAGAGGACGGACCCCGGGAGCCCAUGCGGGGCUUUGCACGCCAAGGCGCCCUCCGACAGAAGAAUGUGCACGAAGUGAAGGACCACAAGUUCAUCGCGCGCUUCUUCAAACAGCCUACCUUCUGCAGUCACUGCACUGACUUUAUCUGGGGCUUUGGCAAACAGGGAUUCCAGUGUCAAGUGUGUUGUUUUGUGGUACACAAGCGUUGCCAUGAGUUUGUCACCUUCUGCUGCCCGGGUGCUGAUAAGGGACCUGCGUCAGAUGACCCCAGAGCCAAGCACAAGUUCAAAGUUCACACCUACUCCAGCCCGACCUUCUGUGACCACUGCGGAUCCCUGCUCUACGGACUCCUACACCAGGGAAUGAGAUGUGACCACUGUAUGAUGAACAUCCACAAGCGGUGUGUUGCCAACGUCCCCAGUCUGUGUGGGACAGACCACACUGAGAGGAGGGGACGCCUGCAGAUCACCGCCCAGAUCGUCAACAACGUCCUGACCGUCACCAUCGGGGAGGGUAGGAACCUGGUUCCUAUGGACCCUAAUGGCCUGUCGGACCCCUACGUGAAGCUCAAGCUGAUCCCAGACCCCAAGAGUGAGAGUAAGCAGAAGACCAAGACCAUCAAGUGCUGCCUCAACCCCACCUGGAACGAAACCUUCAAAUUUAACCUGAAGGAGUCUGAUAAGGACCGUCGCCUGUCUGUGGAGAUCUGGGACUGGGACCUGACCUCCAGGAACGACUUUAUGGGCUCUCUGUCCUUCGGCAUCUCCGAGCUGCAGAAGCAGGGCGUGGAAGGAUGGUUUAAAUUGUUGUCUCAGGAGGAAGGAGAGUACUUCAACGUCCCCGUGCCCCCAGAGGGAGAGGAGGGCAACGAGGAGCUCCGGCCAGAAAGAGCUAAGAUUGGCCCGAGCACCAAGAACACAGAGAGCUCGUCCGCCAACGCCGCCUCAAAGUUUGACUCGAACGGCAACCGAGACCGCAUCAAGCUCUGCGACUUCAACUUCCUCAUGGUGCUGGGCAAGGGCAGCUUCGGCAAGGUGAUGCUGGCGGAGCGCAAGGGCACGGAGGAGCUGUACGCCAUCAAGAUCCUGAAGAAGGACGUGGUGAUCCAGGACGACGACGUGGAGUGCACCAUGGUGGAGAAGAGGGUCCUGGCCCUGGCUGGGAAGCCCCCCUUCCUCACCCAGCUGCACUCCUGCUUCCAGACCAUGGACCGCUUGUACUUUGUAAUGGAGUACAUUAAUGGUGGAGACCUUAUGUAUCAGAUACAGCAGGUUGGCAAGUUCAAGGAACCCCAUGCUGUGUUCUAUGCCGCAGAGAUUGCCAUAGGCCUUUUUUUCCUGCACCUGAAGGGCAUCAUUUACAGGGAUCUGAAGUUGGACAACGUCAUGCUGGACGCGGAGGGUCACAUCAAGAUAGCCGACUUUGGGAUGUGCAAGGAGAACAUGCUGGAUGGUGUCACCACCAAGACCUUCUGUGGCACGCCCGACUAUAUCGCUCCCGAGAUCAUUGCGUACCAGCCCUACGGGAAGUCUGUCGACUGGUGGGCCUUCGGAGUGCUGCUGUACGAGAUGCUAGCUGGACAGCCUCCCUUCGACGGUGAAGACGAGGAUGAGCUGUUCCAGUCCAUCAUGGAGCACCAUGUGUCCUACCCCAAGUCCAUGUCCAAAGAGGCUGUCGCCAUCUGCAAAGGGCUGAUGACCAAGCACCCAGGGAAGCGUCUGGGCUGUGGGCCCGAGGGGGAGAGGGAUAUCAGAGAGCAUGGCUUCUUCCGCUACAUGGACUGGGAGAAGCUGGAGAACAAGGAAGUCCAGCCCCCGUUCAAACCCAAGGCUUGCGGAAAGGAGGCGGAGAACUUUGAUCGCUUUUUCACCCGCCAUCCCCCAGUCCUGACCCCCCCAGACCAAGAAGUCAUCCAGAACCUGGACCAGGACGAGUUUGAGGGCUUCUCCUUCAUCAACCCAGAGUUCCCUUCUGCUAGCCCAGAACAGAGCUAAGGCCCAGCACACAGACACACAGACACACACACACAGAUACAGUAUACACACACACACACACACACACACACAUGCACUCAGACUUAACACAUUGCAGUCCCACACUGAGAGAAAGUGCACUACACAGUCCUGACACACAUCCACACGCACACACACACACACACGCUUUCUCUCACACACACAUAUACACUCUUAUACAAAAGCUUUCCCAUGUCUCACAUAACUAUCUGCAUUCCUUAUGAUAACCUAGAAUGUGUGUAAUUUGUGGUAUCAGUUUUCUUGCUCCUUGGUUAUUUCAGGUCCAUACCUUUUGCUUUCUCUGGUGUGGGUGUCAUUUCUUGGGAUGACAGAGUCAUUGGGCUCCCCACACCAGCAGAAACUGGAAUGUUAAUUCAGAUCUGUUUGCAUGAGUUUAUUAUUUUUGUUAUGCCUGGAGCGAAGUUAGCUACAUAGCGAUAGGUAGUACCAAUCCUCCUUCUCUAGUAUACAUGUAAGCAAUGAGAGGGAGCAAGGGUUUGGUUUGUUAUAAAGCAUGAUAAAAAGGUUUAUGUUUACAAGGUGUGUAUGUGUGGCGGUACACACCUGCUUAAGUGUGUGUUAGCUUCUGUGGUGUUGUGAUGAAGGUCCGCAUAACAAGCCUUAGUUUAGCCACACCUACGUCCUUCAGGCACUCCUCCAUCAUCCCCCUCUCCCCCUAAACUAGGCUUGGUCUAGCCCGACCCCACUUGUUCUGUGGUCUGUUCCAGAGACAUGGAAAGAUACGUAUCUGGUUGGGUGAUGGUGAGAGAGUGGGACCGGAUUUUGUGUAUCCAUAAUGUAACUGGUGGUUUUUAAUCACUGCUGUGAAAUACUGCUGUCUGAUUGGAGCGCUGUGAAGGACUCGGUGCUGGAAGCUCCGUGAGUCAGACAGGAAGUCGUAUCUGUCCUGUUGUUUUGUUUUGCCGUACCCAAGCUAGCAAUAAUCCUGUGGUAGACAUGAUCAGAACUAACCUGCUGGGUGGAAUAUAGAGUAAAAAGGGGGGAGGGGGAGGUAUGGGUGUGGGUGGGUGGGGGUGGGCGAGGCGUCAGUUACCACGGCAACCCCAGUGGGCUGUAGUCAGUCUUAGUAACCAUGGCGACUGCUGCUGAAACGAGUGGCGGCAGUUGCAGGUUACCAGUUGUUACCCCUGGUUAUGUGGUGCCUCAUCAUAUCGAACUCUUCAUCAGAGGGCCUUCAGGGAACUGCAGAGCUGGUUACACGCUGUCAGGGAGAGGGUUUCCACAGUGGUCUAGGACUGUAGGACACUGCUGUGUCUGUGCUAGGGGACACCAUUCUGCAGCGCUGUGUCUGUGCUCUGUAGGAGACACCAUUCUGCAGCGCUGUGUCUGUGCUAGGGGACACCAUUCUGCAGCGCUGUGUCUGUACUAGGAGACACCAUUCUGCAGCACUGUGUCUGUACUAGGAGACACCAUUCUGCAGCACUGUGUCUGUGCUAGGAGACACCAUUCUGCAGCGCUGUGUCUGUGCUAGGAGACACCAUUCUGCAGCGCUGUGUCUGUGCUCUGUAGGAAACACCAUUCUGCAGCGCUGUGUGUGAGCUAGCUGUUCUAAUGAACAGGAGAGGGGUGUUUCUUGGCUCUCCAUCUGCAGAGCCAACAUAGCUGUCUCGUUUCUGCCAAAAUGUGCUUUGUAGAUAAGAACAGGGCAGACUUCUGUUUUUGCGAAUAUGACCAACAACAACUACCAAUACCUAUACAUACAUUUAUAAAUAUAUAUAGAAACCUGUGUCAAAUGUUAUGAUAUGUGUCUUUAAACAAAUGUGGUCAGUAUUGUAAAAGCUUCGGAUGAGAACUGUUUCCAGCUGAACUGUGUAUGUUGUUUUCUAUUGGCUGUGCACUGGCGGAGAAGGCAACUUUGUGCAUGAACUAUAUUAACCUCAGCUCAUGUUUGAUAAAUAAAAAACAAAGGAUUGACUCUCAGUGCUGGAGAGGACCAAUCCCUGCUAUCCUGUGUGCUUUGUAUGAUAGAUAUCAGAAAUGCUUCUCAAAUGCUUUCUAUGUGCCAAAGUAUUUUCCAGAAAAAAAGUAUACAUUCAAUAAACUUUGAAAAGGAA
Hypomesus transpacificus is the source of this 4335-nucleotide messenger RNA. It is a transcript of the gene prkcbb, whose product is annotated as protein kinase C, beta b. Gene Ontology annotation, molecular function: ATP binding; zinc ion binding; diacylglycerol-dependent serine/threonine kinase activity. NCBI's taxonomy places the organism in Eukaryota, Metazoa, Chordata, Actinopteri, Osmeriformes, Osmeridae. The record is from RefSeq and is a predicted model, not a curated record. Gene Ontology annotation, biological process: protein phosphorylation.